This is a messenger RNA of Raphanus sativus (radish), 1080 nucleotides long. RefSeq lists its product as uncharacterized. The coding region runs from base 104 to 787 and encodes 227 amino acids. Lineage: Eukaryota; Viridiplantae; Streptophyta; Magnoliopsida; Brassicales; Brassicaceae. The transcript has a single exon. The record is from RefSeq and is a predicted model, not a curated record.
GCUAGGUUUGCCGAAUCAACCACUCUCCGGGACCUUCUAAAGAGAGAAAAAAAAUCAAAAAUCAAAAAUCAAAACCUCUUCCUCUUGAGUGAGACUUCUCGAUAUGCAAAGAAAAACAAUGGUAACGACGUCGUCUCGUACCAAAUCAAACGGCCCCGUGCUCCGUUCCCAAUCUCCGUCGGGUCGAUUCUGCGGCGCUUACUCUAAUCCCAUCCCUUCGUCUUCUUCCUCAGCGUUCGCUUCGUCUACGAGCUCUAGCUUCUCGUCACCGUCGUCAGCUUUCUUCAGCAACCACCACCGUGACAAUCAUCACCACAGCCACCACCGAUCCGCGUCUCCCACACGCGUGAAUCUAUACAAAGCCCAGCCGAUCGCGUUUUCAUCGCUCGACAGCAGAUCUAUCUCCCCGACGAACAGAUCCAUCUCCGUCUCGAAGAAACCUCAGCCUAGCAGCCACCACCACCACAAGAUCUCUUCCCCGAGGAGGUGUAUGUGCUCUCCGACGACGCAUCCCGGAUCCUUCCGGUGCAGCCUCCACAAAAACGUCGCGAAUCCGCACGGGCAAGGAGCGGCGUCGUCGUCGUCGUAUCCGACGAGCAGUCUGAACAUGCGGAGAUCCGCGAUGACGAACUCGCUGGUGAGAAUCGGCGGAGUCGAAGGUGAGUGGGUGAGGAGAGCGCUGACGACUCUGAUAAGGCCUUCGUCGCAUCAUCUGAGAAGGAGAGCUGCGUAUCAGCCUCGUCCGAGUAGGUUAUCGAUCGUGUCGAUGGCCACUGAGUGUAAUUGAUCUGAUCUGAUUAUUUAGAUUUCAGGUUUGUUCAUUCUCUCCCACAACAGGAUUACAGAUCUGGAAAGGGAGACUCUAAAUCGGGCGAGAUCUGCGGUUGAUUGUGGGAGAGAAAUCACGACCUCGAAAUCGAGUUUUGUAAAACGAAGAUCCAAAGAAGCACACCAUCAUAUAAUUUUUUUUUUGUUUGUUGGGGUGUAGUAAGAUGCGAAAUGCAUUUGUACAUACUUAAUUUUACUGUUCUCGCGGCUCUUCUCUUAAAAGAAAAUGUCGGACUCGAGAAAUUGCACCUA